Oldenlandia corymbosa var. corymbosa is the source of this 842-nucleotide messenger RNA. NCBI's taxonomy places the organism in Eukaryota, Viridiplantae, Streptophyta, Magnoliopsida, Gentianales, Rubiaceae. The record is from the annotation of a GenBank genome assembly.
UUUCCCUCACUAACAAGCAACCCAAAAUUCUCUCUUUCCUUUUUCUUCUUUCUUGCCAUUCUUCAUUUAAUCAUUUAUCACAAAUAAAACAUUCAACUCUUCUUGACAUCUAUCCAAUUGUUAAUCAGUAGCAAACCAAUAACCAACAGUAUUUUGCUCCAUCGAGAUGGGACAAUCUCUCAAUAAAUUUGGAGGUGAUGAGAAAAAGAUAAGUGAAAUUGGUCCGGUCAUAGAAGAAUGUUACGAUAAAUUUUUUGUCAACACCAGCGAUUGGGGAAUGGAUGACUUCUACCAAGCUGUUUGCUUGACUGUCGAAGAAAUAAACAAAAAGAUCGGUAGCACACAGUUAAGGGUGCCACAGAAAACAACACUUCAGCAAGCAUAUCAAGGAGCGAUAUGGAUUGGUAUGUUGCAUAUGUACAUUGAGAAACAUCACCAAGGCAAGGGCAAAGCUUUAACAAAAGAAGAAUUCCAGAAGAUCCUCCAAGAAGUGAUUCUUGAUACAGGAGUUACUGGUGUUGGAGCAAAGGACACAUUAUUCUACAUGUUUGCGGUCCCAGUCACUGCAUUGUUCUUCAAGCAACGUAUAAUCCCAAAAGCAAUACCCAAUGAGAUAUUCAUCCCGGGGAUCACUUCUGCAACUGUCUUUCUUCUUGCUAAACUCAACAAGAUAUGAAGCAUUCAUGUUUUGUUAUGUUAGUAAUCUGUUCAUCUUUUAAAAAUGUUAAUGUACUUAAUUUGCCAUCUAUAUAACUUAAUAAUAGAAAACCUAGAGAGAGGAAACUGAGAUAGUUUUCUACUUGGCACGUAGGACUAGGAAUUUUCUUCAUUUUUUAUUUAUU